CGCCAUGUUUUAAGUUGACAGAAAUAUUGUGGCAAUUCGUCAUUGGGAUUUAAACGCGAUUUAAUGUAGUUUGCAAGUGUUACAUGCGUCUCAUAUGAAAAAUGUAACAAAGUCACAUUCUUGGCAAAAUUACGAGGAUCUUUAAAUAGGCCUAAGUCGUAACCAUUAAUAUUGAACCAAUGGAUGAACUUCAAAAACGUAACCGCGGGAUACAAUAUGGCGGCGCCCAUAGGUAAACAACGUGACCGUCCUAAAGUUGGGGUUGGUGUUUUGGUAACCAGUAAAAAUCACCCCAAUUGUGUAUUGUUGGGGAAACGGAAAAACUCAACGGGCGACGGAACAUAUGCCUUACCAGGAGGUCAUUUGGAAUUCGGUGAGGGAUGGUGCGAGUGCGGGGCACGGGAGUUAUUGGAGGAGACAGGAUUGGUCCUGAAGGACAUGAGGUACUGUGGGGUGGUCAACACUGUGAUCCACUCGGACAACCUCCACUAUAUCGACCUAUUUGUACGGGGGGAGGUGGACUCAGCCCACUCAGAGGAACCCCAAAAUCAAGAGCCACAUAAAUGUGAAGGUUGGCAUUGGAUAGACUGGGACAACCUUCCUUCACAGGAUCAGCUGUUCUGUCCACUGCACCUCCUUAUACAACAAGGCUACAACCCUUUCAAAGAAACAAAUGAAGGUAUUUCCUCAGGAAAUACCAACAGGCCAUCCGUGUUAGUGCCGAAUCAGCGGGGCAGGCCAGGAGUUGGUGUUGGUGUAUUGGUGACGAGUCCCGCCCGACCCGGCUGUGUGUUGCUCGGAGUCAGGAAGGGAUCCACUGGAAGUGGAAUGUUUGCAUUACCUGGUGGGCAUCUUGAAUAUGGGGAAGAAUGGUGUGAAUGUGGGUCCCGUGAGGUAUUGGAGGAGACUGGGCUCAUCCUCAAAGACAUGAAAUACUGUACAACUGUCAAUGCUAUCGGAGAGUCGAAAGACUACCACUAUGUCACCUUGUUUGUGCGUGGGGAGGUGGACAUGGCAGUCAGCCCAGAACCUCAGAAUCUGGAGCCAGAUAAAUGUGAAGGAUGGCAGUGGAGAGAUUGGGGUGAACUCCCACCACUGGACCAGCUGUUUUGUCCCCUACAAAUACUAGUUCAGCAAGGAUAUCAUCCCUUCGAAUCCAAAUGACAGUAGUCAGCAUCACCCAAAUCUUUAGUACUUGUGUCAUUUCAUUUUUUUCUAUUGGGAGACAAACAGGAUAAGACCAAGAUACGGACAUCUCCUAAUUGGUGUUAAUUAAUAUGACAGAUCAUACUUAAAUACAAAGGUAUAAUUCUACACUUUUCCCUGUCAUUUUCAAGGAAACUCUACAUUUUCAAGAACAGUCAGCAUUUUUCAGGAUGUCUACAGGUAAAGUUUUUCAAAUGAAAUAUAAUAUACCUUAAAAUGAGAUGACACAUGCAUACUACAUUUGCUGUAUGCAGAGCACACUGUUGCACUAGGACAAAUUAAUUGGUGCUAAAUAAACAUAUCAGUAUGCAGUACUAACAUAUUUUAUUUACAUUUGCUAUGCAUCAUAGGACCAUAACAAAAUUUGCUAAAAUAACCACCAUGUUUGUACAUUCCAUUGAUUCUUAUUGGUACAUUGCACAUUUACAUGUAUGUAUUACAGGUGAACCUCAUUUAGCCAGGCAUUCGGUCAACUAUAUGGGUAAAAUAUCAAUUUACUAAGAUAAUGAAAGGCAACCUUUUUGAGUACAAUUUAAAGGCUGAUAGUCAGUAGAAAUGUCUACUGAAAACAGUUAACUGCUUUUUGUUGUUAUUUUUUAAAAUUGUUUUAAAGUAAAGAUAUUUUUACAUGAACACGAACCAUUGUCACUAUUAUGAAAUAUGUGUACAAUGUAUGUGUUCUUUUCUUCAUAAAAAUUUGGUAUCCAUCACAUGUUCAAUGCAUUUUACAGUGUUACAAGGAAAUGUUUCCGUUAAUGUGAGCCCUGAGGAAUUGUACAGGCACAGCAUUAAAAUGAGAUCUCAGCUUAUGGGCUGCAAGACAUUGAACAUUGAGAGAUGAACACCUUGGCAAAGGAAGUUAAUCUAAGAUAGAAAGCAGCUCUUUUGGUUACACCAUGUUUUCUAUACAUCAGGGAGAAUACAAUUAUCUCAAAGUGGAAGUCUUCAUAGCAACUGCAGCCGAUGCAGCGGUAACCUGCAUCUUAAUCUCAUAAAAACAUGUUUCAGUUAUUUGCAUUCAGUGCAAAUAUAAUACAUGUAUAACAGUAUAUUGAAUGCUUGUUCUAUAAACAUAACAAUCAUCUGAUUGGAAGAAUCUAUGGCAUCCACCAGUUUGAUGUCAAAAGUGAUGUCAACAAUCGGGCCACAACAUUCAUAGCUGGUAAAUGCCAUCUGAACAUGGUAGAGUUAUAGUGUCAGACAUGGCAAUGU
Molecule: messenger RNA, 2418 nt
Organism: Mizuhopecten yessoensis (Yesso scallop)
Lineage: Eukaryota; Metazoa; Mollusca; Bivalvia; Pectinida; Pectinidae
Product: nucleotide triphosphate diphosphatase NUDT15-like
Exons: 6
Coding region: 184-1164 (326 amino acids)
Biological process (GO): dGTP catabolic process
Cellular component (GO): cytosol
Molecular function (GO): 8-oxo-7,8-dihydrodeoxyguanosine triphosphate pyrophosphatase activity
Source: RefSeq, a predicted model, not a curated record